AAAUCCGGUCCGCAUUUUACGGCACACCUUCAACACACUACAUUUACAUUACCGUCUCCCAAUUUACCGAGAGACGUUAUCAGUAAAAAUGUCAGCUGUGUGGGAUCAUUUCACCUUAUAGGACGACAAAGACCAAGAGGCAGAGAGCAACAUAUGCCACAAUAAAGUCAAGGGUAGUGGUAAAGCUGUAAGAAGUUUUAUUGCAACCAACCUAAUCAAGAAUUUAGCGAAAUACCACCACAAACAAUAUGAGGAGUAUGUUAAGAAAACCGAAGACAAAAAGAAAGGUCCUACGCAACUAACACUGGCAGAAACUUUUGCUAUGCGUGACAAACUGGCACUCGACAGUCCCAAAGCCCAGGGAAUAACAACAGUCAUUGCCCAAGAAUUCAUUCUGGAUGACGAGCCAUUAUCUCACAUGAGUAAAGACGCACCAUCCAACACUCGAUUCGGCCGCUGAAGAUUCGAGAACGAUGCACAAACAUCCAAAUUCCGAUUAUUGAAAUAUGUCAAGUAAAGCGGCACUAAUACACAGCGCGGUCUUCGGGACGCAAUGAGAAACUGACCACAUUGCGUCCCGAAAGUAAACAUAACUUGUCUUAGACCGGGUAAUGCCAAUGUUCAACGCACAGCUUUAGCUCAACUCAUGCCGCUGGAUAAAAAACACAAGAAUACCUGACUUCUGCUGACAGCCGCAACAAACUACGUCAACGUCGUUUUACUGGAGAUAAUAGAUAUCAUAUGUAUAUAGAACCAGAUGCUACACAACAGACUCGACUGCGUUAGCAACAUUGAAGUAUUGAAAACCAGAUGGGUUAGUAAACAGCCGCCAUCUUAAAGCAGAAGACUUCCCUAGUAGGCUGUUGUGAAACUUCCAAGCGAACCUAAUUAACUUUUUAUCUAAAAUACUCCUAAAUCGGCAAAAUCUUGACUUGAAUCUAUCUUCAAAACAGGUUUAAAACUUUCACAUGUCGAAAGUAGACAGAAGGGAAAUUAUAACGGGAGCAAUUUUAACAACUUUAACAAUUGAUUCGCAAAAUUAAAUGACAUGAAUGUAGUUUAAAGCUGCUGAUACAGAAUGGGGACUUGAGUAUUUUAUUUACUGUUUUAAAAUGUUAACUUGAUACUGAAAUAGUCGUUUAUUUAAACCUGAGAGGCUUUUUAUACAAUUUUUGUAACUAAUGCACGAAACAUUAAAAGCAUCUAAUAGCUUGGGGGAUUUGGAGGAUUUUCCACUGAGGUUGUUGGUAUGUUUUGCUUUUUUAAGACAGUUUACAAUAUUAUUUGGAGGUUUUACUGACUGACUAUGCCAUUUCUGUUUGUUAUUUAUAAUGUUUAGUGUUUGUCACUGGAUAAACAGGUCAGUUUCUUGUUACCAACCGUUGUGUGUUAUUCAAACUGACCUAAUUCAGCUGGCUAGUUGUUAUCAAGGGUACUAAAACCUUUUUUAACAUGAGUCUGACAACUAAGAAAGGAGGCUAAAUAACUUUAAACUUUAACACAUGCUCAGAUAGUUCGGUAUCGGCCAGUAUCGGUAUCGGAUCGGAAGUGCAAAACAAUAUCGGUAUCGGAUCGGAAGUGCAAAAACCUGGAUCGGGACAUCCCUAGUUUCAGCACCAUAUUAGCAUUGUGUAAUUAUUGACAUCAACAAUGGCGAGCUACUAGUAUAUUUUUUGAUUGAAAAUUUUACAAAUUUUAUUAAAACGAAAACAUUGAGAGGGGUUUUAAUAUAAAAUUUCUCUAACUUGUACUAACAUUUAUCUUUUAAGAACUACAAGUCUUUCUAUCCAUGGAUCGCUUUAACAGAAUGUUAAUGUUAAUGCCAUCUUGUUGAUUUAUUGUUAUAAGAAACAAAUACAGUACUUAUGUACCGUAUGUUGAAUGUAUAUAUCUGUCUUGUGUCUUAUCUUUCCAUUCCAACAAUAAUUUCACAGAAAAAAAUGCCAUAUUUUAUAGAUGGUUUGAAUUGCGAUUGAUUACGAUUAAUUAAUUUUUAAUCAGUAAUAACCUCGAUUAAAAAUUUUAAUCGUUUGACAGCCCUAUAAAAAGUCAAUAAUACAAUUGAACACACGUUGCCAAAGGCAGAACGUGGCCAUAGCUAUUAAGAGUUAUUCAGAUAACUAUAGAAUAAAGAACAUGCUAACAAGUUUACCAAACCAUCAGUGUCACUCCAAAACAUAAAAAUAACAUGUGAAAUGAUAUCAUAAUGUGUUAAUAAUUUCACACAUAAGUCGCUCCUGAGUAUAAGUCGCACCCCCAGCCAAAAUAUGAAAAAAUAAAAUGCGACUUAUAGUCCGAAAAAUACGGUAACAUUAUUAACAUUCUUUCUGUUAAAGGGAUCCACAAGACAGACUUGUAGUUCUUAAAAGAUAAAUGUUAGUACAAGUUAAACUAAUUUUAUAUUAAAACCCCUCCUAAUGUUUUCGUUAUAAUAAAUGACUUUUAGUCCGAAAAAUACGGUACUGUACAGCACUGGAACAUGUUUUGGAACUUUUGUUUGAUUUAAAAAAAAAAAAAAAAAAAAAAUCGGUAUCAGAUAGCGACUUGGUAUUGGCAGAUUCUCAAAUUCAGGUGACUCGGACUCAGGUGUAACAAUCGGGACAUCCCUUAUGUUUUGUCCAAGCUUCAGUUUGUUAUCCAGGUUUUGUUCUGGACUCUAUCAGGCUAAGAAUCCAAACUUUCAGUGACACUUCAUUUAUCCCUGGAAUGACUGUUGACUGCUGUGCUAUUCAUUAACAAAGACCACACAGACGUGACAUCGCAGCUUCCUGGAAGAAAGUGGGCUUUGUUUGCCCGAGUAAGGAAAGGAAAAAGGCAGCACCUGUCGAUGUCACUUCCUUCCCCAGAGGAUCCUUGGUAGUGGCUUGUCCGGUUAGAGCAGAUAUCCGCGCAGGAAGAGUGGCUCGCCUGGCAGAGCUUUGUGGUUUUCAUUGACCGCGGCUGGGAAGACCUGCCUCCAAGGGGAUUCCUCCUGUAUUAGUGUAAAAUGAUCGGGAGUUAGAAAGACAGAAGAGAGAAUGAUUGAGAGUGAAAAAGCAGGAAAUGAUAUCAGGGUCUUAUGGGUGUUUUUCUUCCCCUUUACUUGCUUGAGGUUUUCCUUCGAUUGUUGAGAUUUUCGAGGAAUCCUGCUGUCGAUGUAAGCAUGCUCGCUUACUUGGCUGAAGUUUUGGUUUAGAGCGAAGCAUGUCCAAUGAUCUGGAACUCCAGUUUGAGAGGCUAACGCGGGAGCUGGAAGUUGAGAGGCAGAUUGUGGCCAAUCAACUGGAAAGAUGUAGACUCGGGGCAGAGUCGCCGGGUGCUGGAAGCAGCAGCUCGUCUGAGAAGUCCCUGCCUUGGAGAACUCCCGACAUCCACGCCCCAGGGGAGCUCCAGGCACGGCUCGCCGAAAGCUCCCAGUCCCCAAGUUACCGCAUCAGGCUCGAGUCGGAGCAGUUGUCUCCAUACUCUCCGGAACAGUCCUCCCCCCAUGAAAGUGAGGGGUCCACAGGGAACUCGCACAGUUCAAUUCAGAUGAACUCGUACUCAGACAGCGGUUACCAGGAUGCGACCACCGUCUACCACAGCAACCAGAAUGUGGUCAAAUCUGAGCUGAGGAUGCAGCACUCCUUCCCUGGCGCGAGUACAAGCACAAGCACCCCUGUGAAGACCGCCAGGGCGGAGGGGCAGGCCUCUGCACAGGUCCCAUCCGUGGGUGGAGCGGUACCGGGACGAGCGAUGCGGAGAGUUAGCUCAGUGCCUUCUCGCUCUCAGUCCCCGUCCCACGUCAGCAGCUUGUCACCCCCCCGUGGCUCCCUGCGCACCUCUGCCGGCAGCACCUACGGUUCGCCCAUUGUUACGGAACCCAAACCCCUCUCCUGCAUCUUCUCCACCACUUUACCUUCCUCCGCCAACCGCAGUGGAACCGGAGGCUCGCCUCUCUCAACUCAGAAAAACUCCCCUGCCGCACUACGACGGGUGGGUUCCGCCAACUCCAGACAGGGCAGCACGAGUCGGACAACCUCACCCUACCAGGGUUCGUCAUCGGGCCGCGUGGGCUCGCCUCUGACCCUGACGGACGGCUGUCAGAUGAGCAAGCAGCCCAGUCACUCGUCUCCGGUUCGAGCGAGCAUGGUGGCCGUACCCCAGCACUACAGCUCCACUCUGCCCCGCGGCGUAAUCCAAAACGCUGACCCUUACAGGCCGCAGGGGUACGACGUUUACGAGCGGAGGACGCGACCUAACAGCCUCGCAGGCAUGCGGAACACAUACGCCAGUCAGCACAACCAGUUGGCCCAUGACUUGAGGGCUACCAUAUCUCCAGAGCGCCGUAUUGCGCCCAUCUUUGAGGACCGCAUGUAUCAAGCCCCGUUGUACCACACGCAACAAGGAACCAUCUGCAGGAGCAGUUCAGGUGUGGGGAGUCUCCAGCGGACGUCAAGUCAACGCAGUGCCAUGACCUACCAAAGAACCAACUUGGCUCUUAACUCAGCCGCCACCUACGCGGAUCCGUAUCGCUCGGCGCAGUAUCGGCCGUGCGAUUCCAACUACAGUCGACAGGUUGGCAUCAUGGAUGAUCCCACCCGCUCACCCUCAAUAGACAGCAUCCAGAAGGACCCCAGAGAGUUUGCUUGGCGCGACCCAGAGCUGACAGAAGUGAUUCACAUGCUGCAGCACCACUUCCCAUCCGUGCAGGCCAACGCAGCAGCUUAUUUGCAGCACCUCUGCUUUGGCGAUAACCGAAUUAAGGCUGAGGUGUGUCGGCUCGGCGGCGUCAAACACCUUGUUGACUUGCUAGACCACAAAGUGCUAGAGGUCCAGAGGAACUCCUGUGGAGCUCUGAGGAACCUGGUGUAUGGAAAAGUCAUGGAUGAAAACAAAAUCGCUCUGAGGAACGCGGGUGGCAUACCGGCUCUGCUCCGACUGCUGAGGAAAAGCGUUGACGCAGAGGUGCGAGAACUCGUCACAGGGGUGCUGUGGAACCUGUCGUCGUGCGACGCCGUCAAGAUGACAAUCAUCCGCGACGCCUUAACCACCCUGACCAACACUGUGAUCAUCCCCCACUCGGGAUGGAGCAGCUCCACCUUCGAAGAGGACCACAAACUUAAAUUUCACUCGUCGCUGGUGCUGAGAAACACGACAGGCUGCUUGAGGAACCUGAGCUCAGCUGGCGAGGAGGCCCGAAAACAGAUGCGCACCUGUGAGGGUUUGGUUGACUCACUGCUCUACGUCAUCAAAGCCUGUGUCAACACUUCAGAUUUUGACAGCAAGAUAGUGGAAAACUGCAUUUGCACGUUAAGGAACCUGUCCUACCGUCUGGAGCUGGAGCUGCCUCCGUCACGCUUGAUCGGAGUGCAAGAGGUCGACGCCAUUCUGGGAAGCGAAUCGCCAAGCAAAGACGUCAGCUCCAGUUGCUGGGGGAGGAAAAAGAAGAAGAAAAAGAACUCGCAGGAAGACACUUGGGAUGGUGUGGGACCCAUCCCAGGUUUCUCCAAGCCACCCACAGGUGCUGAAAUGCUGUGGCACCCUGCGGUAGUGAAGCCUUACUUGACGUUACUUGCCGAGAGCUCCAAUCCUUCCACUCUGGAGGGCGCUGCCGGGUCACUUCAGAAUCUGUCCGCCGGCAACUGGAAGUUUGCAGCAUACAUCCGUGCCGCAGUACGUAAAGAGAAAGGACUUCCCAUCCUUGUAGAGCUGUUGCGGAUGGAUAACGACCGGGUGGUGUGUUCGGUGGCCACCGCACUGAGAAACAUGGCGCUGGACGUCCGGAACAAAGAGCUCAUUGGGAAGUACGCCAUGAGAGACCUGGUCAACCGCCUCCCCGGGGGAAAUACCACCUUGCUGUCGGACGAGACGGUGGCGGCCAUCUGUUGCACCCUGCACGAGGUCACAAGCAGGAACAUGGAGAACGCCAAAGCGCUGGCAGACACGGGCGGCAUCGAGAAGCUAGUCAACAUCACCAAGGGCAGAGGAGACAGGUUUUCUCUGAAAGUGGUCAAAGCGUCCGCCCAGGUGCUAAACACAUUGUGGCAGUACAGAGAUUUACGUGCCAUCUAUAAGAAAGAUGGAUGGACCCAAAACCAUUUCCUCACUCCUGUAUCCACACUCGAGCGGGACAGGUUCAAGUCGCAGCCCACCCUCCCCACCAACAGUAAUCAGAUGUCCCCCCUUAACCACCCUGCCGCCAGCGCCAUGUCGUCUCCCGCCGUUCGUGAUCACACCCUGAGAGAUUAUCAGAGAGCACAGUCAACUAUGCAGUUUUAUAACUACCAAGUGGACAACAGUAUUCACAAAAUUCAGUAUACAGGGUCUGGAAAGCCAUCGCCAUAUUACUACCCGUCACCCACACGGGAGGAGCCCAGAAGAACACAGCCUCUGUACUACGCCGACGAGGUCGGGAGAAGGACUUACGACCCGUACAGGAUGUACUUGCAGCAUCCGCACGGCUACGACGACGCCUACGCGGACGAGGUCCUGGCGUACGUGCCCGCCAUGGACUACGGCGGGCAGACUCACACGCUAAAGGCCACCAACAACUACGUGGACAUUUACGCCAGCACGCGCAGGCCCUCUUACCGGGCCGAGCAGUACCCGGGAUCCCCCGACUCGUGGGUCUGAAACACAAAGACGAAACGUGAACUUGGCUUUGUAAAGACUACGUGUGAAAGUGCGUCUGUUUGUGUGUGUGUGUUUGUAUACAGUGGACAUAAUAGUCUACACGCCUCUGUUUAAAUGCCAGGUUUGGGUUAGACCAAGACAAAGUCAUUUCAAAACCUUUCCACCCUUGAUUUAUAACCUGCGGAACCCAACUGUAAGAAUAUAAAUAAGAAUUCUAAAGUGGACGUAAAAAUUUUACCAUAAAAAAAUAAUUUUGUGUGUGGAAGGCAUGUGCUGGUAUAAGAUUUUGACGGUUUGAUACCACGGUAUCACGGUAUUGCAAUUAUGGCUCUAAAAUGUGUUAUUUUGAGAUGUAUGGGUUAAAAAAUGUUUAGAUUAAAAGAUUUUUAAAUUUUUCACAACAUAUUUGCAAAUUGGAACAUUGACACAAAUAUAAUGUUAUAAUACAUAAAUUUAAAAAAAUAAUAAAUAACUGGAAUAUUUAAUGUGAGUAUUGUGACCUUCACAUACUACUAUUAAUAUUAAUUUGGUGAAUAUUAAUUGAGAACGAGAGAGACGCAGCGCAUGUGUAUGACUUGUAUCAUUAUUUACACAUUAUAUACACACGCACACCCUCUCUCAACACAGAACGUCGCAUGUGCUGGUAUGAGAUUUUGACGGUAUGAUAACCUUAAGCAAAAAUACCGCGGUUUCACGGUAUCACGGUAUUGCAAUUAUACCUGGAAUAUAAUGUUAUAAAAAAUAAAUAACAAAACAAAUUUUAAAAAAUGGAAUAUUUGAUGUGAGUAUUGUCACCUUCACCUACUACUGUUGAUAUUAAUUUGUUGAAUAUUAAUUGAGAACGAGAGCGACGGAGCGCGUGUGUAUGACUCGUAUCAUUAUUUACACAUUACAUACACACACACCCUCUCUCAACACAGAAAGUCGCAUGUGCCGAUACAGCGGUUUCACGGUAUUACGGUAUUGCAAUUAUAGCUCUAAAAUGUGUUAUUUUGAGAUGUAUGAGUUUAAAAAAUUCAACUGAACAGGAUUUUUCACAACAUAUUUGCAAAUUGGAACAUUGACAUUAAUAUAACGUUAUAAUAAAUAAUAGCAAAACAAAAUAAAUAACUGGAAUAUUUAAUGUGAGUGUUCACCUUCACCUACUACUACUAAUAUUAAUUUGUUGAAUAUUAAUGGAGAGCGAGAGUUAGAGACAGCGCGCGUGUGUAUGACUCGUAUCAUUAUUUACACAUUAUACACACACACACACACUCUCUCAACACAAAGUAGCCAGAGAGAAAAAACACCACAGGCGGAAGACUUUACAAAAAUACGCGAAUAGUAGUGAGUAAACUAGUUAGCCAUCUUGGCAUGCUAACUAUCCAGGUUAACAGUCUCGUUAACAAGCUUACAUUAUAGUACAUGUUUAGACACACAAAACACGCUGGACUGGUGGAAAACAUUCAUGACAGCGUUUACUUACCUUAAAUUUUGUGUCAAGUGAGGGAUGACAUUGGUCACGUAAAUGUGAAAUCACGUUGGAGGUCCUGCUGUACUUCCUCCUUUAAGCCGCGUCCGUCUGUUUCUUUUCGGUAGCAGAAAUACUAAUACCUAAUACUCGGGAGGGGUGAGCACUGCCACUCCAAGCCAUUUGUCGCAUAAAAAUUAGCUAAUACCCUACUGACGGAAAAUUUUACGUGUUUUGAAACCGUGACGUUUUCAUACCACGGUAAACCUUGAAACCGGUAACCAGCACAUGCCUAGUUGUGUGUUUUAAGUCAUAUGGGUUAUAGAUCACGUUGUUUGAAAGGGUUUUAAAAUGAUCUUGGGUUUAUUUUUGUACAGUACAAAAACUUGACAUUGAAACAGAGGUGUGUAGACUUUUAUAUUGCCACUGUACGUAGUGGAGCGACAGCAGAGGGAAUCAUGGAAUGUGUGCCUAUAGAAGGGAAUUAGUUUAAGUAGUUAGGGGGGUACACACAAAAACGAUAUUUGAGGUUCUAACCAAUGGAAAAAAAUUUGCAAGUGAAUUAUGACUUUCGAUGGUAAGCCGAAACCGUUUUCGAGGCAUAUCAAGUACAAAAAAAAGGCUCUAAACACACACAAAAGCACAGGAUAAUUACUAGGGCUGCAGCUAUCAGUUAUUUUAGUAGUUGAUUAAUCUAUCAACUACUUAGUUCGAAUAAUCGAGUAUUCGGAUUAAGAACAUUUAUUGCGUUGCAGAAUCAAUUUUAGGCGAUGUAAAACAAAGGUUUGCUAAGAUUGCACGUUCAAAAGAGCAUUAAAUGCAAAUACAAAAUAAGCUUAGCCUCAAACAGUAUAGAAAAUGAACGAGGGUCUAAGUACAACAAAAGAACAAUUGUCUAACUUGGAUAGCAAACGUCUGCUAGCUUAAAUGCUAUAAAAUGUUGGGGGAUUUUUCAAAUGCUCUCAACAAAUCGUUCAAAUACAUAUUCCCACAAAAAAACUGAUAAAUAAACAUAGAAACUAAAUUACUAAUGCAUUAAAAAAAAAAAAAAAAAAAAAAAAAAAC
Molecule: messenger RNA, 9109 nt
Organism: Corythoichthys intestinalis (scribbled pipefish)
Lineage: Eukaryota; Metazoa; Chordata; Actinopteri; Syngnathiformes; Syngnathidae
Product: plakophilin-4-like
Exons: 21
Coding region: 3184-6594 (1136 amino acids)
Biological process (GO): cell-cell junction assembly; cell-cell adhesion
Cellular component (GO): cytoplasm; adherens junction; plasma membrane
Molecular function (GO): cadherin binding
Source: RefSeq, a predicted model, not a curated record